GGGAUACACUUUUGCAUGCGUCCAUCCGAGCUGCGCAAUUGUGGGAAAACAGUAUGCUCUCCUCCUGUAUGGAACACUACUUUUGCAAAAACAGUGGCUUGAAGUGGCAUCCAUGAGAUUUAGAUGGCCUUAAAAUCGCAACUGCUGUAGAAAUCCAGCAGGCUCACCAAGGCAUGGGGCGUCUGCCCCUGUCCUAGACCGCAAGCUCCGGCCCCCAGCUUGGGAACCCGCCGCUGGAGGGCGCCGAGAGCGCGCUGGCCCUCGGCUGGAGAAGGUCGAGCGCGGGACCCGCCGCUGUAAGCCCCAGAGCCGCGGGAUCACCGGGCCGCACAGGACGCCAGGACUGUCACUGUGGACGCGCCGAGCUCACCGACCCGGGACACCGGCCUCUGGGGAGCGUCAGGCCUUUUCCUCCGGACUCCACGACUCCCGAUCCCGGGUGGGCAGCGUUCGGGGCGGAGGGCGAUGUCUGCGGGAACCCACCGCGGUCCCCCGGGAAACCGGGCGCCUCCGUUCGCGCGUCUCUGUUGCGUCUCGGCCGCGCUGGGGAUGCUGUGGUCCCCCGCGUCGCUGGCGUUCAAUUUGGACGUGGACAAGCUCACGGUGUACACUGGCCCCGAGGGCAGCUACUUUGGCUACUCACUGGACUUCUACAUACCUGAUGCGCGCACAGCCAGCGUCUUGGUGGGGGCGCCCAAAGCCAACACUAGCCAGCCGGAUAUCGUGGAAGGGGGAGCUGUCUACUACUGUCCCUGGCCGGCAGAGGGGUCUGCACAAUGCAAGCAGAUACCGUUUGACACCACCAACAACAGGAAAAUCAGAGUGAAUGGAACCAAAGAACCUAUAGAGUUUAAAUCAAACCAGUGGUUUGGAGCAACAGUGAGAGCUCACAAAGGAAAAGUCGUGGCCUGUGCCCCUCUGUAUCACUGGAGAACUCUUAAACCUAACCCAGCAAAGGACCCGGUUGGCACAUGCUAUGUAGCAAUUCAGAAUUUCAGUGCUUAUGCUGAACACUCUCCUUGCCGGAACAGCAAUGCUGAUCCUGAAGGCCAAGGUUACUGCCAAGCAGGCUUCAGUCUGGACUUCUACAAGAAUGGAGACCUUAUAGUGGGAGGACCUGGAAGCUUUUAUUGGCAAGGACAGGUGAUCACUGUCAGUGUAGCAGAUAUCAUUGCAAAUUACUCAUUCAAGGAUAUUCUAAGAAAACUGGCAGGAGAAAAGCAGACUGAUGUGGCUCCAGCUUCCUACGAUGACAGCUACCUCGGAUAUUCAGUUGCUGCUGGAGAAUUCACUGGGGACUCUCAGCAAGAAUUAGUUGCUGGGAUUCCAAGAGGAGCACAGAACUUUGGAUACGUCUCUAUCAUUAAUUCCACAGAUAUGACUUUCAUUCAGAAUUUUACUGGUGAACAGAUGGCAUCUUAUUUCGGAUAUACAGUGGUGGUAUCAGAUGUUAACAAUGAUGGCAUGGAUGACAUAUUGAUCGGAGCCCCUCUCUUUAUGGACCGUGAAUUUGAAAGUAACCCUAGAGAAGUAGGGCAGGUCUACCUGUACCUACAAGUGAGCACCCUCCUCUUCCAAGACCCACAGGUCCUCACCGGCACGGAGACUUUUGGGAGAUUCGGUAGCUCUGUGGCCCACUUGGGGGACCUGAAUCAAGAUGGAUACAAUGACAUCGCCAUCGGUGUGCCCUUUGCAGGCAAGGAUCAAAGAGGUAAAGUGCUCAUUUACAAUGGGAAUCCACAAGGCUUACACGCCAAGCCUUCCCAAGUGCUGCAGGGAAUGUGGGCCUCACAGACCAUCCCUUCUGGAUUUGGCUUUUCUCUAAGAGGAGACGCAGACAUAGACAAGAAUGAUUACCCAGAUUUACUUGUGGGAGCGUUUGGAAAAGGGAAAGUGACUGUCUACAGAGCAAGGCCAGUUGUAACAGUGGAUGCCCAGCUCCUACUACACCCGAUGAUUAUCAACCUUGAAAAUAAAACUUGCCAGAUUCCGGAAUUCCCGACACCUGUAGCCUGCUUUUCUUUAAGAGUCUGUGCAUCUAUAGCAGGCCAGAGCCUUUCAAAUACAAUAGCCCUGGUGGCCGAGGUGCAGCUAGAUUUCCUGAAGCAAAAAGGAGCCAUCAAGCGGACACUCUUCCUCCGGAACCACCAGUCCCAUCUCACCUUCCCCAUUGUGAUGAAGCAGCAGAAAUCCCCCCACUGUCGGGAUUUUAUCGUUUACCUCCGAGAUGAAACUGAAUUCCGAGAUAAAUUAUCUCCCAUCAACAUUAGCCUGAACUACAGUUUGGAUGACUCCACCUUUAAAGAUGGCCUAGAAGUGAAACCAAUAUUGAACCACUACAGGGACAACGUAGUUACCGAGCAGGCUCGCAUCCUGGUGGACUGUGGAGAAGACAAUCUAUGUGUUCCCGACCUGAAGCUGUCAGCCAGACCAGAUAAGCAUCAGAUAAUUAUCGGGGAUGAAAACCACCUUAUGCUCAUCAUAAAUGCAAGAAAUGAAGGAGAGGGAGCCUAUGAAGCUGAACUCUUCGUUAUGAUCCCUGAAGAAGCGGACUACGUUGGGAUUGAGCGCAACCUCAAGGGACUGAGGCCACUGAGCUGCGAGUACAAGAUGGAAAACGUGACCAGGAUGGUGGUGUGUGACCUUGGGAACCCGAUGGUGACUGGAACAAAUUUUUCUCUGGGCCUCCGAUUUGCUGUUCCUCGUCUCGAGAAAACAAAUACAAGCAUUAACUUCGAUCUCCAAGUCAGAAGCUCCAACAAGGACAAUCCAGACAGCAAUUUUGUGAGUCUGCAGAUCAACAUCACUGCUGUUGCUCAAGUGGAAAUAAGAGGAGUGUCUCACCCUCCGCAGAUUGUCCUGCCCAUCCACAACUGGGAACCACAAGAGGAGCCCCACAAAGAGGAGGAAGUCGGUCCUUUGGUGGAGCAUAUUUAUGAGCUGCAUAAUAUUGGACCCAGUACCAUCAGUGACACCGUUCUUGAAGUGGGCUGGCCAUUCUCUGCACGGGAUGAGUUUCUCCUCUACAUUUUUCAUCUUCAAACUCUGGGACCUCUACGAUGUCAAACAAAUCCUGAGAUCAACCCACAGGAUAUAAAGCCUGCUGCCUCCCCGGAGGACACCCCCGAGCUCAGUGCCUUCUUGAGAAAUGCUACAAUUCCUCACGUUGUCAGGAAAAGGGAUGUGCCGGUGGUCCAACUCCACAGACAGAGCCCGACAAAAAUUCUGAACUGCACAAACAUCGAGUGUUUGCAAAUCUCUUGCACAGUGGGGCGACUCGCAGGAGGAGAGAGCGCAGUCCUGAAGGUCAGAUCAAGACUGUGGGCCCACACGUUCCUCCAGAGAAAGAACGAUCCCUAUGCUCUUGCAUCCCUGGUAUCCUUUGCAGUGAAGAAGAUGCCUUAUAAAGACCAGCCAGCAACACUCCCCACAGGAAGCAUAGCAAUUAAGACGUCGGUUAUUUGGGCCACUCCGAAUGUCUCCUUCUCCAUUCCAUUGUGGGUCAUAAUACUAGCAAUCCUUCUUGGCUUGCUGGUUCUGGCCAUAUUAACUUUAGCUUUAUGGAAGUGUGGAUUCUUUGAUAGAGCAAGGCCUCCUCAGGACGAAAUGACAGACAGGGAACAACUGACAAGCGACAAGACACCAGAGGCAUGACUCGGAAACAUGAAGACCUACAAUUCAAACACUGGUCCUGUUCCCAGAAAGACAGAAGGGACACAAGAGUGAAGUGAUCAUAGCCUUCCAUACCUGCCAGUGACGUAAGGACUGGAAGGGUACCUGAUGAUCACCUCAUCUACUUCAUGCAUUGACAUGGAGUGCAGAGAACCCUGUGGGAAAAGAAACCACCAACACUGUAGAAACAAUCAGCAGUCAUGACAAUUUCUUUUGCGUCCACCAUUUCACAUCUGGCUGACAUUUUGGAAUGGCUGUGGGAACUCAGGCGGCUGUCCAGAUCAGCCCAAUAUGACUUGCAGAAAUGAUUCCUACAGAGACGGGAUGAACGGAGAUUGAACACUACUGUAACCCAAUGGAAUCUCUGACACCUCCCUAUGGAAGAGAAACCUUUCUAAGGAUGUGAUGGCUCAGGGAGACAAAGCAAUAUGUUGUCAGGACUGUGAAAGUACUUGUGGAACAACAAAGACCAUUCCAUUAAGUGAGGACAAAAAACUGUAUUUAUUUAUUUUCCAUUUCUCUAGGUAGAGAACCAGGCCAUCUAGAGAAUUUGGAAAUUACGAUAUAGUUGGCUAGAUUUCAACAUCACUCAGCUUGUUUCUUCUUAAGACAAUGGCUCUGCGCAGAUAACAUGUUCAAUUGGGCUUCUAUUUUUGUAAGACAGUGUUGCACACAAAUUGGUAUUAGGAGUCUGUGUUGCUUAAUAUCUUGCUGCCUUCUACCUGGAGUUACUUUUCUUCAUGCUCUCCAGAAACUCACAUCUGCAUAAUUCAACACAACAUUUUGUAUUUAUAGUUCCUUUUAUACAUGUAAAAAAAACUAUUUCCACUGAUUUCUUUAAAGCAUUAAUUUCAAGAUACUCACUACCCUAAUGGUAUUUAAAAGUACUGGCACAAUUUGUAGAGUCCAUAUAAAAAAUAAUUUAACAAUAUGGGUGAAUAUUAUUUUAAUAGCUAUAGUAAACACCAAUAUUUAGCUUGGGAUCUACACACCUGUUUUGUUGUAAUACCUCACACUUAUAUAAAAGAGAAAAUGUGUUGAGUAUAAAUAAGAUGGAGAUACGUGAAGUUAACCAGGUGUGAGACAAAUAGAAAACUCACUCCUAAGGACCUAACAAUACUUUUUACAGCUUUAUUACCUACUCCUUACUAUUAAUCUUUCCUCGAACGUAAUCUUGGAAAAUAAUUACCAUCAUCUUUACUUAAGCAUCCAGAAAAUGUUGCUUAAAGCUCUUGUAAAUAAUCCAUAAUCAUUUGUAAUGUUACCAUUUUGAAGUAAUAUUGACCAGCCAAAUUCAUAAGAUGGUCUGCACAAGUUUAUAUCGUUUUUAUAAUAAGGAAAAAUUGCUAUGGAGAAAUGCUGAACAAAAUUUUAUGUGCAAUAUAUAAAAGACCUAUGUAUCUGAGGCAUGUUUACACUGGCGUUAGUUAUUUUUUAAAUUAAUAUCCUGAAUACUAAGUCUGAUACAACAAGCUGACCAAAAUCCUAACGUUUACAAAGCACUCUAGAAAAUCUGUGUCUCAAUUUCAACAGUGACACUUUAUUUGAAAGAUGAGCCAAACUCACAGACAGUAAAUUUUAUGUGGUGCCUUAACCUGGAAAGGAGCCACUUGGCUUCAGUUGCCAAAGUUCCUUGGAAAGCAAAUGAAAGGCAUAGAGACAGACAUUGUUGCUGUUCAUCUUCUCCUGCGUGCCAAUUAAAUCUGUCCUGGUAGCCGAUUCAAGUUUAUCAGGACCUCACAUCUAGUUCCCAGUCUGUGUGGCUAGUGUCUGGGGAGUCUUGCACUUGCCUCAAAGAGUUUUGAGGAUUCCAUACCAGCCUCUGGAGUUGCCUUCGCUGUUAGUCUAUUUGAUAGAACCAGUUUCAUAGACAGAAAGCCAUCUAUGUAAUAUGAUUUGAGAGAUGACGAACAGCUCUCUCUACGAUACACCAUGAUUUAACUUUUGUGAUUUCUGAUGUGGGACCAAUACAAACUCCUCAGAAGUUUGGAAUGAAUCUCUGGUCUUGAAAGAACUCAAGAGAACUCUUAGGGCUACACAUAGGAACUAGAGGAGACAGUUUAUACAGCCAUAUGGGGAAACUAGAGAUGCCGGGGGAAGGCAGGACCAAUACAGAAAAAAAGAUAUGGGGAAAUCAAGGGGAAACCAUGGCUUCCCAUUGUCUCCACUAUGGAAGUGCAGGGAGCUGUCAUCCACAUGCACACAGAAACCUGAGGUCAAGUGAGCCCUCCAGUGGUAUGUUCUCAGACACCCCAUCCUCACAGAGAACACUGAGUAUACAACAAUGCUCACAGCAUUGCUGAGUCUUUCAUAACUCAUGUGCGGGGCUUCACCAGGAGACUAUCUGUGUUUCUCUUCAUCAAGUUCUUUUUUCUACUUCUUGCAGCUGUUUUGUUUCUACUUUGUUUGGUUUGGUUUGGUUUGGUUUUUUAUAAGACACGGGGAAACGAGCAGAUUUCGUAAACUUGGAGAUUUUUAUACAGUAAAGUAAUAAUGUUCUACUCAUCACUGAAAUCCAAAUCUUUGAACUCUUGUUUUAUUUAAAUACAUGUGUAGAAAUGGUGGGGAUUUUCAUGUACCUAUUUACAUUGUCACCAAUAAAAUUAAAAGUUAAAGACACAAA
Peromyscus californicus insignis is the source of this 6295-nucleotide messenger RNA. RefSeq names its product integrin subunit alpha 8 (gene Itga8). Gene Ontology annotation, biological process: cell-matrix adhesion; cell adhesion mediated by integrin; integrin-mediated signaling pathway. NCBI's taxonomy places the organism in Eukaryota, Metazoa, Chordata, Mammalia, Rodentia, Cricetidae. Gene Ontology annotation, molecular function: integrin binding. Gene Ontology annotation, cellular component: integrin complex; external side of plasma membrane. Bases 466 to 3654 code for a protein of 1062 amino acids. The record is from RefSeq and is a predicted model, not a curated record. The transcript is spliced from 30 exons.